UUGUAGUUAGCUUCCCGGUGGUCAACAUCCCUUUGUAAAGCACAAAAUACGUCGGAAAACAGUGAUAAUUAGACUGUUAAUUACUCCCGUCACCAGACGUUUCCUCUCCUCCAAAUUUACUCAAUUAAUUUCACAAAUUUCUUUCCUAUUUGUUUCAUUUGUCGAAGAUUCCCUGGGUUUUAAUCGCUUUUGAGGUUAUGGUCGUACCAUUACAUGAAGUUUUUAGAGUCUGACUUGUAAAUACAAAACAAAUCGAGAGAAUCAUGGAGGUUUUAAUUCAGAAUCUGGGAUCGGUUAAAGUACCAAAACGAGAGGAUAAAAUCUACAAGGAUGAGUGUGUUUACUCAUUCGAUACUCCGGAGUCUCCAGAGGGUUUAUUCAUCAGUUUGUCGUCUUUCCAUGGUCUCGGGAGGGAUCAUGUAGAGAGAUACUUUAAGAAAACUGGGCAGACUGUGUUCUUCAACAUCAGAAGGACUAAACAGGCUGUCGUCGACCAAGGUAUCGAUGGUCCUGCCAAGAAGAUCACCAGGUUGGCGAUCGGGACCCCAGGGGGUUUCGUCCCCGACGAGCAAAAGUUCACGUACGAGGAUACCUACCAAAUCGUCGUUAUGCCAAAGUUCUCGACCGUUGACUACCCCAACAACGAUCUCCCAGAGCAUGUGAAGAAUUCGAUAGUCGGGGUAUUGGAGGCUGAAUCUGCUACGAAGGUUGCUGAGAGAGAGGCACUCGCUGGGACUUGGGAUGGAGAAGCCAAAAUCAUCUCCAAACAUGCAGCUAAUCUCCUUCAACUGGACAACGGCAAGAAAAUCCCCCCAACUGGUUGGAAAUGCGAGAAAUGUGAUUUAACCCAGAAUCUCUGGUUGAAUCUCACUGACGGUUCGAUCCUCUGUGGUCGUAAAUUCUACGAUGGAACAGGGGGCAAUGACCACGCAGUGGAGCACUAUAGGGCGACUGGCCACCCACUGGCAGUGAAACUUGGGACAAUCACGAAGGAGGGGACUGGGGACGUCUACUCGUACGACGAGGACGACAUGGUUGACGAUCCGAAUCUGAUAGUUCACCUAGCCCAUUGGGGCAUCAACAUCGCUCAGCUAGAGAAAACGGAGAAGUCCAUGGUGGAACUUGAGCUGGACCUCAAUCAGAAAUUCGGGGAAUGGGUGGCUCUCCAGGAGGCUGCCACCAAAUUGACACCUGUCUAUGGACCUGGAUACACUGGACUCAAUAAUUUGGGAAAUUCUUGUUAUCUUAAUAGUGUUAUGCAGACUAUUUUCGUUAUUCCGGACUUUAUUCAGAGAUUUGUAGAUCCAGCAGUGGAGAUCUUUGAUAGUAACACAGUCGAUCCUGCCAACGAUUUUAACGUUCAAAUGGCAAAAUUGGGAGUUGGUUUGUUAUCUGGGAAGUAUUCAGUGGCCCCUGAGGCUGAAAAAGAGGAUGGGGGUCGACAGGGGGUGCCUCCAAGGAUGUUCAAGAGUCUGAUAGGAAAAGGACAUCCAGGGUUUUCGUCUACUAGACAGCAGGAUGCCCAAGAAUUCUUUCUCCAUCUCAUAAACAUCUUGGACCGUCACAGUGUUCACAAAGUGAACCCAGCCGAUGCCUUCAAAUUCAAAGUUGAGGAGAGAUAUCAGUGCAGCAGUUCCAAUAAAGUCAAGUACUCCUAUCGACCAGAGUACCUGUUACCUCUGCCAAUUCCUCUGGAUGCUGCAACCAAUCUGGAAGAGGUAGCUGCCUACGAAGCCGAGAAAAAAGAAGCUGAAUCCAAGGGGCGUCGUAUGGACACAACGACUCCCCCAGUUCGUCCCCACAUAAAGCUCUCCUCCUGCCUGGAAUCCUUCGCCCGGACAGAAGUAGUCGAGCAGUUCUACAGCACAGCCUUGAACGAUAAGACCACCGCCACAAAGAAGACUCGACUGUCAACAACCCCCGACUAUCUCCUCAUCCACCUGAAGAAGUUCAAUGUCAGCGAGGACUGGACGCCAAUAAAACUGGACGUCGCAGUGGAAAUGCCGGACAUUCUCGAUCUGAAUCUCCUAAGAGGAACUGGAAAGCAGGCAGAUGAGGAAUUACUCCCAGAAUCAGUAGACUCAGACGUUCCAGUGCCAGUCUAUAACGAGGAGAUCAUGGCACAGCUGUCGGAGAUGGGUUUCCACCCAGAGGCCUGCAAACGCGCCCUCUAUUUCACCGAAAACAAGGGCCUGGAGGCAGCCACCAACUGGAUCAUGGAGCACAUCGCUGAUUCUGAUUUCACUGAUGUGUUUGUACCACCAGGGGUGGACCCAAACCCCUCCAAGACAUUUGUCCCUGGUCCUGGGUUGGAGUAUCUCCUCAACCUUGGGUUCACCCAGGAACAGGCUGUCAAGGCUCUCAAGGCCACUGACAAUAAUAUCGAGAGGGCUGUCGAUUGGAUCUUCAGCCAUCAGGGGGACGUUGACUCGGUGGAAAUGGAGGAGGACAAGAGCGAGGGCUUCAGGGAUGGAGGGGAUAGGUAUAAACUCGUUGGGUUUAUCUCGCAUAUGGGGACGUCUACUAUGGUCGGGCACUAUGUGUGCCAUUUGUUGAAGGAUGGACGAUGGGUCAUUUUUAAUGAUGAAAAGGUUGCUCUCUCCGAAAAUCCUCCGAAGGAACUUGGAUACAUCUACAUGUACCAACGCAUCACUUCGUAGCUUCAACGUUUUUUACCGAUUCAAACCUUAAAGAAUGAUUUAACAUAUUAAUAAUGAUUGAGUAUACUAUGAUAAACUUAAUCCAUUUAAUAAAAUUGUUUAUCCCGAAAA
Molecule: messenger RNA, 2771 nt
Organism: Diachasma alloeum
Lineage: Eukaryota; Metazoa; Arthropoda; Insecta; Hymenoptera; Braconidae
Gene: Usp5
Product: ubiquitin carboxyl-terminal hydrolase 5
Exons: 9
Coding region: 264-2660 (798 amino acids)
Biological process (GO): protein deubiquitination
Molecular function (GO): cysteine-type deubiquitinase activity; protein binding; zinc ion binding
Source: RefSeq, a predicted model, not a curated record